Daucus carota subsp. sativus is the source of this 1847-nucleotide messenger RNA. Its product is annotated as eukaryotic translation initiation factor 2 subunit gamma. Gene Ontology annotation, molecular function: translation initiation factor activity; GTP binding; tRNA binding. Bases 248 to 1645 code for a protein of 465 amino acids. The record is from RefSeq and is a predicted model, not a curated record. Gene Ontology annotation, cellular component: cytosol; eukaryotic translation initiation factor 2 complex. Gene Ontology annotation, biological process: formation of translation preinitiation complex. The transcript has 9 exons. NCBI's taxonomy places the organism in Eukaryota, Viridiplantae, Streptophyta, Magnoliopsida, Apiales, Apiaceae.
AUCAAAACCGGACCUGAGGUAUUUCGGUAAUUUAAAAGAUUGGGGUUGUGCGAAGUGCAAAGAACAGCAUCUCAGCGGCGCAGUCAUUACCCAAUAUCUUCUUCUGGAAGAGUAAUCAAAGAUUAAAGGAGCCCUUUUCACAACUAUACAAGCUCACCCAGGUUGUAAGCUUCUGUGUAGUUGUGUAGAGCUCUCUUUCCAUCCUCUUUAAGAUUCUCUGCUUUCAGUUUUUUGAGGAAGAGCAAACAUGUCGCGGAAAGGUUUGAUGGAGCAGGAUUUGAGCAAGCUGGAUGUGACAACAUUACAUCCUCUCUCACCUGAAGUUAUAUCUCGACAGGCUACAAUAAAUAUUGGCACUAUUGGCCAUGUGGCACAUGGAAAAUCAACUGUUGUAAAAGCCAUAUCUGGUGUGCAGACUGUACGUUUCAAAAAUGAGUUGGAACGUAACAUCACAAUCAAGCUUGGGUAUGCAAAUGCAAAAAUAUAUAAAUGUGAAGAUGACCGCUGUCCUCGACCAAUGUGUUACAAGGCAUAUGGAAGUGGAAAAGAAGAUGCUCCUAUGUGUGAUGUACCGGGCUUUGAGAAUGCCAGGAUGAAACUACUGAGACAUGUCUCCUUUGUUGACUGCCCAGGGCAUGAUAUCCUCAUGGCUACAAUGCUUAAUGGUGCGGCAAUUAUGGACGGAGCGUUGCUUCUCAUAGCCGCUAAUGAAAGUUGUCCCCAGCCUCAGACUUCUGAGCAUUUGGCUGCUAUCGAAAUUAUGCGCCUUCAACAUAUAAUAAUUCUUCAAAAUAAGGUUGAUUUGAUACAGGAAAAUGUUGCCAUUAAUCAGCAUGAGGCCAUUCAGAAAUUUAUUCAGGGAACCGUUGCAGAUAAUGCUCCCGUGAUACCAGUAUCUGCACAGCUGAAAUAUAACAUAGAUGCAGUUUGUGAGUAUAUUGUAAAAAAGAUACCUAUUCCAGAGAGAAACUUCAUCUCGCCACCAAAUAUGAUAGUGAUCCGUUCAUUUGAUGUUAACAAGCCUGGCUCUGAAGUUGAUGAUAUUAGAGGUGGUGUUGCUGGUGGGAGUAUUCUCAAGGGGGUUUUAAGGGUGAACCAAAACAUAGAGGUUCGUCCUGGGAUUGUUGUCAAAGAUGAAAGUGGCAAUAUCAAGUGCACCCCAAUCUACUCUAGAAUAGUUUCAUUAUAUGCUGAACAAAAUGAACUACAAUUUGCCGUGCCAGGAGGCCUCAUCGGUGUUGGUACAACCAUGGAUCCAACUUUAACUCGAGCUGAUCGAUUGGUUGGACAGGUUCUUGGGGAAGUUGGAUCACUUCCUGAGGUGUAUGUUGAACUAGAGGUAAACUUCUUCUUGCUACGGCGUCUUCUGGGUGUAAGGACAAAGGGCACUGAGAGGCAGGGCAAGGUUGCUAAACUGACGAAGGCUGAGAUACUUAUGUUAAAUAUUGGAUCCAUGUCAACUGGUGCUCGAGUUGUUGCUGUGAAGAACGACUUGGCGAAAUUGCAACUAACUUCUCCAGUGUGCACCAGCAAAGGUGAAAAAAUUGCAUUGAGUCGAAGGGUUGAGAAGCACUGGCGUCUUAUUGGCUGGGGGCAAAUUCAAGCUGGCACAACUCUUGACAUCCCUCCCUUCCCCACAUUUUGAGUAAACCUGUGAAACAGUUUCCUUUCCAUUUCCCUCUUAGUGGGAGUAUUUUGUACACACUGCUAAUUCUUUGGUUGUGUCGAGCUUUAACAAUUUGGCAAUGAGUUUCUGGUUGUUAUCUCAUAUCCAACUCCAUUUCCUCACAUUUUUUUGCCUAGAACUUCCAGUUUUACAAUAUAUACUUUGGAUUUGGUUAGUUUUA